Molecule: messenger RNA, 1415 nt
Organism: Myotis myotis
Lineage: Eukaryota; Metazoa; Chordata; Mammalia; Chiroptera; Vespertilionidae
Gene: PENK
Product: proenkephalin
Exons: 4
Coding region: 268-1065 (265 amino acids)
Biological process (GO): neuropeptide signaling pathway; sensory perception; chemical synaptic transmission
Cellular component (GO): axon terminus; plasma membrane; neuronal cell body
Molecular function (GO): opioid receptor binding
Source: RefSeq, a predicted model, not a curated record
CCGCGACGGCGUCGGCGGGGGUGGCGUAGGGCCUGCGUCAGCUGCAGCCCGCCGGCGAUUGGGGCGCGCUCCCCUCCUUCGGUUUGGGGCUAAUUAUAAAGUGGCUGCAGCCGCCGCCAGCCCGGGGACGGCGAGGGGAGGCGAGGCAGGCGCUCCGACACCUGCAGUCCAGCCCGCGGCCCCGAGGCGACACUGACCACCGCGACGUGUCGUGGCUGGGACUCCGCUUCUCCGACCAAGCUGCGCCAUCUGAACAGCGUCAACCCCAUGGCGCGGUUCCUGACCCUCUGCACCUGGCUGCUUGCGCUCAGCCCCGCGCUCCUGGCGACCGUGCGGGCGGAAUGCAGCCAGGAUUGCGCCACGUGCAGCUACCUCCUGGCGCGCUCCACCGACAUCGACCCGCUGGCUUGCACCCUGGAGUGUGAAGGGAAGCUGCCUUCUCUCAAAACCUGGGACGCCUGCAAGGAGCUGCUGCAGCUGUCCACGCUGGAGCUCCCUCCAGAGGGCACCAGCGCCCUCAGAGAAAGCAGCCGGCCCGAGGAGAGCCAUGUGCUGGCCAAGAAGUACGGGGGCUUCAUGAAAAGGUAUGGAGGCUUCAUGAAGAAAACCGAUGAGCUUUCUCCUCUGGAGCCAGAAGAGGAGGCCGAGGGAGGUGAGACCCUUGCCAAAAGGUAUGGAGGCUUCAUGAAGAAGGAUGCAGGCGAGGGUGGCACUCUGGGCAAUUCCUUAGACCCCCUGAAAGAGCUGCUGGGCACAGGGGACAACCGAGAGGGCAGCCCCCACCAAGAGGCCGGGGAUGAAGAAGUGAGCAAGAGAUAUGGGGGCUUCAUGAGAGGCCUGAAGAGGAGCCCCCAGCUGGAAGACGAAGCCAGGGAGCUGCAGAAGCGCUACGGGGGCUUCAUGAGAAGAGUGGGCCGCCCGGAGUGGUGGAUGGACUACCAGAAGAGGUACGGGGGCUUCCUGAAGCGCUUCGCCGAUUCUCUGCCCUCCAACGAAGAAGGUGAAAGUUACUCCAACGAAGUUCCUGAAAUGGAGAAACGAUAUGGAGGAUUUAUGAGGUUUUAAUGCCCUUUCCCAUCAGCGACCCCGGGGCCCCAGCAAGCCUUCCUCCAUCCCCCAGUGAGAGACUGCCUCGCUAAUCGUGUUCUGUUGCCAUGUGUUGCCUGCAUUAUAUAGCUGACUUGAUUGUCUGAAUACCUACACGACCUGAAAGCUCUCUUUUCAGGUUCUGUGAUCUUUUGAGAGUCUGUAAGCUCAGUAUUGGUCUGUGGCAGCUGUCUUGUUUCUGUGCUAAAAUAGUUUUUUGUCACCUUGUCCAUUAUUUUUGACAACACGCCAAUAAAUGCUUACUUGUUUAUGCAUCUAAUAAACCCAUUACCCUGAAUGCAUAACACACUUGCAAGUCUCUUCUUCUC